AUGUCAGAGAUCGAGUUUCCCGCGGACGGAGGAGUCAUCGGACGAGGAGUGUUUGGGGAGGUGAUGAAGGCUCAGUACCGAGGGACGACUGUAGCUGUCAAGCGAGCGCUGCCCCAAGUCGACCUGCCGGACGGCAUUUCCUCGACCUCCUCGACCUCCUCCCUCGAUGAGACUGCCCUCUCUCGUCUGCGGCAUCCUUGCAUCACGACGGUGAUGGGCGCGGUGAAGGGAAACAAGAAGUCGGGCCCGAUGCUGGUCAUGGAGUACAUGGAGUUCGGCUCGCUGCAUGAUAUCAUUCACAACGAGACCUUCACCAUGGACUGCGACAUCGUGCUGGAGAUCCUGCUGGACAUCGUGGAGGGGAUGAACUUUCUUCACUCCUCCAUCCCCGUCAUCCUCCACGGCGACCUCAAGUCGCACAACAUCCUCGUCGACAAGAACCUCCGCGCUAAGGUCGCGGACUUCGGCUUCACCCAGAAGAAGUCUCUUGGCCUCUACUCUACCAGCUGGAUGGCCCCCGAGGUCCUGCGGUACCGCAUGCGCGGGCCGGAGGCAGACGUCUACUCGUUCGCCAUCCUCAUGUCAGAGAUCUUCAGCAGGCGCGAGCCCUACGAGGGGGAGGACCUCCAGCUCGUGCUCGAGCAGGUCGCUGACAUCAGCAGGCUGGAGGACAAGAGGCCAGCUGUGCCCCAGGACAUGCCCAAGGAGCUGAGGGGCCUGAUGGAAGAGUGCUGGCACAGGACCCCCGACGUUCGCCCUCCCUUUAGCGAGAUCCAGAGGCGGGUCAAGGCCCUG
Molecule: messenger RNA, 795 nt
Organism: Guillardia theta CCMP2712
Lineage: Eukaryota; Cryptophyceae; Pyrenomonadales; Geminigeraceae
Exons: 2
Biological process (GO): protein phosphorylation
Molecular function (GO): ATP binding; protein kinase activity
Source: RefSeq, a predicted model, not a curated record